Closterium sp. NIES-65 is the source of this 426-nucleotide messenger RNA. The record is from the annotation of a GenBank genome assembly. Lineage: Eukaryota; Viridiplantae; Streptophyta; Zygnematophyceae; Desmidiales; Closteriaceae.
AUGAGCGCCCAAACGAGCUCGCAAGCAGCAGAGCUAGCAGCGGCGACAGCACGGCUGCAGAGGGCUAAUCAAGCCAACCGCGGAGCCCCCUUCCGCCGCCAGAGCUCCGCUUCCCCCAGGGACUCGUGCUGGGCGGUUGGGGUAGGGCUGGGCGGAGCAGCAGGUCCCGUGUCCAGGUUUGGGGCUAGGCUGAGCUGGGAGGGGCCGAGUGAAGGGAAAGCGUGCGGGGCUGAUAGGGGCUUUGGUGGUGGGGAAGGGGGAGCGGUUGGAGGGUGGAUCGAUGGGUUGAGUGGGUUUGGAAGAGGUGGGAAUGAGGAGGCGAAGGGGCGAUUGAUGGGUGGGGGUGUUUCCGGUGGUGGGGGUGCUGGUGGUGGGAUGAGAGGCAGUGUAGGCUCGCCCGCGGGGAAAGCAGCAGGGGGGCAGUAG